GGCAGCGGUCAGUGUUCUUACUGUAAUUCUUCACUGUCGGAAAGGCAACAGAUAUAGGCAGCUCUUUCACUCUUCUGAAUCUGAAUGUUUGAGGGAGAAUUUGAAGUUCAGCUUAAACAGAAAUUACUAGCUGGAGUAGUUGCUCUUUACUGACGUUUAAAGCUUUCGUCUUGGAGAAAAUUCUGGGCUAAAGUGAUAAUCUUGUGAGAUCUUUUGACAGAUUUUGAUUUGUAAUUGGAAUUGUUGUCUUCUGUCUUGUUAUCUCAAAGGAGUCGUCAAGGAUUUGACUAGAUUUCAUGUCAGGGGUCUGAAUGGAUUUCCAUUUGAAGAACCUGUUCGAUAGAUUUCAGGAGCAAUUUGGUUCUGGUCCUGGCCUCGGUCCUGGAUCCGGGACAUGCCUUAUGAAGGUAGAUGGCAUUGCUUCUAAUUUUAUAAAAUCCAUAUUUAAGGCUUCUGCAGCGCUAUAUAGAACUGAACCUUGGAGGAGAUUGCGCCCAGGGCAUUUCUUUGGUGUCCGAGUUGGGAAAGAUUCAGAUUGGUCUGGCAAAAAACAGCCUUUUCCAUGUGCCCAGUUCAUUGGAGGAGAUGGUGGGGAUAUUGGGUUUUACAUGUUUCGAUCUGAAAAUGAUGCUAAGAAGAUGACAGGCUCUAGGGAGACAAUUCGAGUUGCAAAUGUGGAGCUUUUGAGGGUCACAUAUGAGCUUGAGACAUUAAUGUUUCCUUCGAACCGCAAAAUGAUCAAGUCAUUGUCAUUGGAAGCAUCAGGGACUGAUCGGUUUCCUGUUAUUGAUGUUGCACGCUGCACAUCUUCAGGUGAGCUUCGGUUUAGAAAUCCUACCCUGGGAGAGCUAAAGUUCGUUUAUGCUUUCAUGAGAGCCAUUUCCCUGGUACACCCAUUGCUUCGGGUGGAUAAAGAAGGUGGUCCAAACUGGUCAAGGUUGAUAUGUUUUGAUCCAUUUAUUGAGACAGUUGACAUUCAGUGGCCUCCAGAAAUGGCUAGAGGUCAUGAACUUGUAGCAGUUACAAUCUCACAUCCGCCUGGUCAGGCAUAUGACGAAAAGACAAGUUCAACAGCCAGCUCAACACCCACCAAGUAUGCAGAGCCACCAAAUGAGGAUGCCUUCAUGGAUAUAAGGGUAAACUCAAAUUCCAGCUCAAAGCAGUGUGCAAUGUGUGAGAAAGAAGUUAAUGGAGAUCAGUCUCUCUGCUGUGGACGAUGUCGAGCAGUGGUCUACUGUGGUUCUCUCUGCCAAAAGCAGCACUGGAAGGAAUCACAUAAAAGCAUGUGUGGUCUGUACAAAGCUAUGAUGGAAAGGGAAGAAGAGCUUGUAAUGAAAAUAUUCAUGUUCCCUUGCUCUGCUGACCAUCCUUGUAAAUGGCUGGAAUCAUUAGGUAUCCAUCAGAAAGGGAUGUGGAGAAGGAAGUGCAGUUGCUAUUCUCACUGCCCUUUUGGUCUCCUUCCAGCUAAAGGUGGGCUCUGGGAUUCAUGGGGUGGGCUAGAUGAUGAAGAGUACCCUCGCGAUUCACCUUUUCACAAUCAUCUAAGAGACGGGAUCUCAAGCCCCAUCCUUCUUUCUGGUUGGUCCGAGUACUACAACCUUCGAUCGCUGCCAUUGUCAAGCCCUGUUGCUGAUAUUCUUUCCCACCCUUUGACGGUUUAUUAUAUAUUGACGGCUCUCAGUAUCAGUUCAAAGAAUCUUUUACUCAAAGGAAAGGAGGUGAUUCUUCACUACCUGGGGCCUGAAGGGGAGAUGGAUUGGAUGCCAGCAUUUGCUGAGAUCAGUCACUUAUUAAAUGGGUUGGGUAAUAUACAAAUAGUUAUGGUUGGACCUGAAGUACCAACGAACUUGUCAGGCACAACAUCAGGAAUAAGUAGCAGAGUGAGGGUGAAUCUUGUAAGGGGUGUUUAUCAGGAAGAAGCCACCUACCUGCCUUCCCCCCAUGUUGUAGUUGCACUGAACUGUGUAUUGGAUAGGUAUGCCACUUGGGGUGGUGCUCUUGAUUUGAUCAAAGCCAUGAACAUUCCAGCCUUCUUCACCGAGCAGUCAGAAAUUUUGUGUGCAAAUGCUAAACAGGUUCUACGUGGUGCUGGACUGCACAUCACCCACCCUGUGACACCAAAUCCCUUCCGUUCCCCAGUGAAGAAUCAUGAUUCUUCCAGCAAUCUUCCUUCUUACAGCAAUGGAUUUGUGCUGGGGGUAAACACAUGACUCUAGACUCAGACAUUAUCAGAUGCUGAAACCUCUGUUUUUACAUGAUUUUAUAUAUACCAGCAGAUAUUAUGCUGGUGCGGGCUUUACCUGCUGAUAACAAAUUGGCUGAGAGACAAUCAAGCAAUGAGAAUUUCAAUGUAACACAACCUGUUUCUGUUAUUGAGUUGAAUACAGCUAGUUGAUGUGAACUUUGUGGUUAUUCUGUCAUUUCUGAGUGUUGCAUACAAGGGCUUAGAGCAAGCUUUAUAUUC
Theobroma cacao (cacao) is the source of this 2464-nucleotide messenger RNA. Its product is annotated as zinc finger MYND domain protein. NCBI's taxonomy places the organism in Eukaryota, Viridiplantae, Streptophyta, Magnoliopsida, Malvales, Malvaceae. The record is from RefSeq and is a predicted model, not a curated record.